Amphimedon queenslandica is the source of this 1374-nucleotide messenger RNA. Its product is annotated as citron Rho-interacting kinase-like. Gene Ontology annotation, cellular component: cytoplasm; cytoskeleton. The coding region runs from base 9 to 1298 and encodes 429 amino acids. The record is from RefSeq and is a predicted model, not a curated record. The transcript is spliced from 10 exons. Gene Ontology annotation, biological process: peptidyl-threonine phosphorylation; actomyosin structure organization. NCBI's taxonomy places the organism in Eukaryota, Metazoa, Porifera, Demospongiae, Haplosclerida, Niphatidae. Gene Ontology annotation, molecular function: ATP binding; protein serine/threonine kinase activity.
CUCUCAAAAUGGCUACUCUUUCUGAAGAAGAAACAAUAAUACACGAGAGAUUCCUCCAGUUGAAGUCAGCGGCCCUCACCCUACUAGAGGAGGGAGGGGGAAGGCUCUCAGACCAGAGGCUGGUUCGUUUAGGCUAUGACUGUCUCUUGGACUCGCUGGAGUCCGUUUAUAAGGAGUGCAGCAGCUCUGCCUCCCUCUCCAAGGACAAAUAUGUAUCCCGGUUUCUGAAGAAAUAUAAACCAGUUAUGGAAGACUUUGAUAAACUCAGGCUAAAAGAAACUGAUUUCAUUACGAAAGGAAUAAUUGGACAAGGACACUUUGGGGAGGUGCGUGUUGUUCAAGAGAAGACCACUAGUCAGAUUUAUGCUAUGAAGAUAAUGAAAAAGACCCACAUACUGCAACAAGCUGAUGCUACCUUCUUUAUUGAGGAGAGGGACAUCAUGGCCCUUGGUAACAGCCAGUGGCUCACCAAACUCCAUUAUGCCUUCCAGGAUGAGAAGUGUUUGUAUCUAGUGAUGGACUAUCACCCAGGAGGUGACCUGUUUACAGUGAUGGAGAGGAAAGAGAUGGGGAUGACUGAAGGAGAAGCUUGCUUCUAUACAGCAGAGAUCAUAUGUGCUCUUCAUGAUCUCCACCAGUUGGGGUUUGUUCAUCGUGACGUCAAACCUGAUAACGUCUUGAUCACAAGAUCAGGUCAUAUCAAGUUAGUUGAUUUCGGAUCAGCAUCAAGACUGGAUGAAAAUGGGAAAGUGGUUGAUUACACUCUUCCUGUGGGUACUCCGGAGUACAUCAGCCCUGAAGUACUGACCAGUCUUGAUAAGAAGUUAACGUACGGGGUCUCCUGUGACUGGUGGUCAGUCGGUAUCAUAAUGUACGAGCUACUCUUCGAGGUGACUCCUUUUGAGGGAAGCACCACUGCUGAGACCUAUGCUAACAUCAUGAGUUACCAGACUAGUUUACAGAUCCCUGAGGAAUUGUCUCCAGAGGCUCGUAGUUUGAUAGAGUCCCUUUUAGUGAAGCCAGAGAAGAGACUGGAGUAUCCUGACAUCGUGAAGCAUCCAUUCUUCAAACAAGUGGACUGGAACAACAUUGCAUCAAUGACCCCUCCCUUUGUCCCAGUUAUUAAAGGUCCUACUGAUACAUCUAAUUUUGAUUCUUUUGAUCCAGUGGAUGAUCCUGCUGAUGCUAACAUGACUUAUAAAAGCUCCCGUUCCUUCACUGGCCGAGAACCUGCCAUUCAUUGGGUUCAGCUACACCAACUGGUCAUCAUACCACACUGGAGUAGAGGCACCUCAUAAUAUUGGUAUUAAUGAACCUGAUGAUGUUCAUGCUGUGUUAAAGAAAUGUCGAGAAGAAUUGAGAGCAGCCAAUGAA